GGUGAUUUCCGCGUCUGAGUGCAUCUGCGUUUAUAUGGCAUGUCCUUAGACAGAUUUGGACUAUUGGAUCUCCGAGAUAUUCGUAUUUUGUUAUUUAUCUAACACUAUAUAUUCAAUAAACAGGUUAUACUCUGUGCGUCUGGACACCCAUUUUGUUACUAUCACUGAUGAUGGAUGCCUCAUCAGCAACUGGAGUUCUUCAUCCCUACUGGCCACGGGACCUUUUGAUUCCCACCUAUGUAGCCAAUGACCGACCUAUGUCAGAGAUUCUGGUGUUCCUAUUUUCUGUGUCUGGGUUGUUUCUACUUGUGACCUGGCUGAUCACCGGACAGAAAGGGACCACCGGCAGGCUCGGGGCAUGGAGACGUCUGGCUUUGUGCUGGUUUGCCGUUUGUGGUUUCAUCCACUGUGUCAUUGAGGGAUGGUUCUCACUGUAUUAUGAUAUUAUUCCUGGAGACCAGAGCUUCCUGUCACAGCUGUGGAAAGAGUACUCCAAAGGAGACAGUCGAUAUGUAAUAGCGGACAACUUCACUGUCUGUAUGGAGACUGUAACUGCGUCGUUAUGGGGACCUUUCAGCUUUUGGGCUAUCUAUGCCUUCUUAACCAGGAAGUCCUACAGAUUUGUUCUGCAACUCGUCAUCUCAUUAGGUCAGCUGUAUGGAGCAGUGCUUUACUUCUACACAGAGCACAGAGAUGGUUAUGCUCACAGUGAGUUGGGACACCCCGUCUACUUCUGGUUCUACUUUGUGUUCAUGAACGUGCUGUGGAUCAUUAUACCGCUUGUGCUCAUUGUGGAUGCAUGGAGACACCUGUCAGACGCCCAGACACACGCUGACAAACCAAAGUCGAAGAGGAACUGACAACAGGAAGAAGUGACUUUGGGUGACUGAGUUAACUUGGGAAAGCACUACGUUCAAAGAUGGAACAUAAUAGAUUAAUUAUUGUUUGGAGUUGGACAUAGUAUGGUGUGUCAUGUUGUGCCUUGAAACGUAUAACUUAAUUUUAAAGUGCAACUUGUUCCUUGUGUUUACAACAAUAAAGCUUUACAUUUUGUUCAGUAA
Messenger RNA from Cyclopterus lumpus (lumpfish), 1061 nucleotides. It is a transcript of the gene ebp, whose product is annotated as EBP cholestenol delta-isomerase. NCBI's taxonomy places the organism in Eukaryota, Metazoa, Chordata, Actinopteri, Perciformes, Cyclopteridae. The coding region runs from base 168 to 860 and encodes 230 amino acids. The record is from RefSeq and is a predicted model, not a curated record. Gene Ontology annotation, molecular function: cholestenol delta-isomerase activity; steroid Delta-isomerase activity; C-8 sterol isomerase activity. Gene Ontology annotation, cellular component: endoplasmic reticulum; membrane. The transcript has 5 exons. Gene Ontology annotation, biological process: cholesterol biosynthetic process.